Molecule: messenger RNA, 1266 nt
Organism: Perkinsus marinus ATCC 50983
Lineage: Eukaryota; Perkinsozoa; Perkinsida; Perkinsidae
Product: microsomal signal peptidase 23 kd subunit, putative
Exons: 11
Coding region: 1-1266 (421 amino acids)
Biological process (GO): protein targeting to ER
Cellular component (GO): membrane; signal peptidase complex
Source: RefSeq, a predicted model, not a curated record
AUGGAUAAUCUCAAGGCGAUAAUACCUCAGAAUAUGGAGUCCUACACCAGCAGGGCGAACACCUUAUUCUGUACUUACACCUCAGUCCUGUGUUUUCUAGGCUUAUUGUGCCACUUCACGAGUUAUAUCGAUCCAACUCCAGUCGUGUCGGGCAGUGUGACUCUAGCUGGUGUCCAGGACAUAGUACUCAACGGUUUCCUGAGAGCGGAUCAGGCCAAUCUGCAGCUUAAUAUUGAUGCUGAUCUUCGCCAGGAGAUGCGACAUUGGAGUAUGAAUCAGCUCUUUGUUUACGUCACAGCUGAUUAUGCCACGGACAAUGUGGUUCGUAAUUCCGUCACUAUUUGGGAUGACAUAGUUCGGUCUGAGGACGAGGCUCUCAUUCAUUUGGAAGGUGUCACCAACGAGUACCCCUUGAGGGACGUCACCAAAGGGACUUUGAGAGACAACACCAUAACGCUGACUUUGCACUAUCAGACUAUGCCCAUCAUAGGACAGAUGAAACAACAUUCUCUACCACCAUCGGAGCCAUAUCGUCUACCCUCGGAGUACAUAAAGGGCAAGUCUGGAGGCUCAGGUCGCCAACAGCACAGGUCUAGGCCUACCAGAUCUAAGAGAACGAAGAGUGUUCGCAAGGAGCACCCAUAUAGUGACGAGGAGCUUGCCUUCUUACUGAUGCAUGGGAUAGUGAGGGAACUGCUAGAGGUGACUCCGACCGAGGUUAAAUAUACAGGUUCUUCGGCUAAGUAUCGCCCCAUGGAGUUACCUCGACAUGUGAUCGUCCGGAAUCGGACUCGACAGGACCGCAUUGAUGUCCUCAUGGGUGUUGAAGAGGAUCAUUGUGAGGAGGGUAGGUGGGGGGUACAUCGUCCUGGUGGUAUCGGUGGAAGCCUCGUGUUGGGAGCUCGGUUGGCUGGUGACAAGACCGUCCUGCAGUGUCUAAGGCUUCCUAUAGUGGUCUCGAGCCGCGGAUCUACUCCCAUGGAUGUUGAGAAGUCUGAUGAGGCUCUUCCGACUAGGCCAGUGUCUACGACUACGCAAGAGAGCGGCAGUCGACUCGUUGAUUACAGUGGAGUUACAGCCUUGGCUAAUGCUGAUAGAAGCAGUAGUCACUUGGACCGUUCUAUUGAUGGAUGCAGCGAGUCGGAAUCUGGUAAGGAACUCAGUCUGGGUAUUCUCGUAUAUUUGUGGACGCUGAAGUUUAAAGGAGUCUUCAUGUGGUUGUACGCCGUAUGCUACCAUACGAUCGUUAUCUCAAUACGAGUGUAA